Molecule: messenger RNA, 1032 nt
Organism: Penicillium cosmopolitanum
Lineage: Eukaryota; Fungi; Ascomycota; Eurotiomycetes; Eurotiales; Aspergillaceae
Exons: 3
Coding region: 1-1032 (343 amino acids)
Source: RefSeq, a predicted model, not a curated record
AUGAAGGAUCGAGUUGUGCGGCCUACCGAUCCCGACGCUCUGGUCCUUGAGGCAUGGGGUCAGGGAUUAAUGGUCGGCAGUCUUCUCAUCAUGGCUGCUAUCACUGCGGCCAACAUGAAGAGACACAUUCUUUUGCAUAAACUGAUUUUCGCAGAGCUUAUUCUCGCAAUGGCUCAUGGUACAUUCAUUUUCCCUCAUGAGCCUACAUAUGGCUGGUAUCUCUCUGUGACGGCGAUCGGGUUAAAUAUUUCCUGGGUAUUACACAACAUCAUUUCAUGGAUGAAAAUUCGACCUUUCCUUUCACGCAAAGUCUCAAUCUUCUACAUCGUCACUAUGGUGCUCUGUUGGCCCUAUUGGGUAUUGGAGAUAUAUGCCAACUUUACCUAUUUCAACAACAUCAACGAUAUCUUCCUCAAGACCAGGCCCCUUGAACCACUCUUUCGGUAUGAUUCCUUAUAUCCAAUGUUCUAUUUCCAUGAUCCGUUGUCCAAUGAUUUUCACUGCCUGGCUGUGGGUGUUAUUAUGGCUUUAAGUCCAUCACUAAUUCUCCAAAGGGAUCCCUGGUGGGUUCUAACAGGCCUUUGCCUCUUCUGGACGAUCAAACGUGAAUACAAUUUCAAACUCUGGGAGCUCAUAGUCGUCAGCCCACGAUUUGGCGUGAUGCUUGCAUCGAUGCUUCUCUCGAUCGCAUUUAUUGUCGUCGAUACUUGCAGCGUUCUCAACGCUUUCAGUGGCUCAGAUCUUCCCACGGGUGUGGAGCCUUUCUGGAAGUUAUCAUUUAUCUUUAAGUGCCUAUGCGACACCGUUAUCCUGGACGACUUUAAAACAGCCCUCGAUCGGCUUCGAACGUAUUGGCUACGCAAACAAGCCACCGGCGAGGGGUUUUACCCACUGAGUGGACAGGGACAAGGACGUGAACGAAGUGAUGAUAUUGAAUCAAGUCAGGGAAAGAUUGUAACGCACAAACUCGUGCGAUUGGAUAGACCUUCUUCUAUUCCACGAGCGCUUCUCAGUCGGAAGGAUGCUCCAUAA